Symbiodinium natans is the source of this 744-nucleotide messenger RNA. The record is from the annotation of a GenBank genome assembly. NCBI's taxonomy places the organism in Eukaryota, Dinophyceae, Suessiales, Symbiodiniaceae.
AUGGCUCUGGCAUGUCCUGGCUUGUCGGUGCAGCGUCUGGGGGUGCCACCAGCACUUCCAGCACGGAGGCCCACAUGGCAAGCAGCGCACGACAACACCAGGCCCCAGCCAAGUGCCGCAGCCCUCUGUGGUGGCGUGGCGGUGGGCGUCGCCGCUCGGUGCCGCCGACGGGCAGAGGAGACAGAGGGCACCGAGGGACAGACGGAGGAGGUGGCUAGCAGCACUACGGAGGAAAGCAACUCGCUGGGUGCGCGGUUCAAGCGCUGGUGGCGAAAGAACGCCAAGAUGGAUUCCAAGUCCCUGCGGAAGAUGGGUCUCAUGUGCCUUUUAUCAUAUGGCUUCGUCUCAAAUGUGAAUGCCCUGCUCUUGAUCCUGUUGGCCACCUAUCGCUCGAUUGUGGCGACUGGCGCCAGCCCGCUGGCCAGCUCGGUGGCCUUGAAGCAAUUCGGCAUUACCUGGGCCGGACUUUACGUGAUUAGCAACAUAGUCCGACCAGUGCGGAUCAGCAUUGCUCUGGCCAUCUCCAAACCUUUUGACAACAUGGUCAACUGGCUUCAGGACAAGUUCAGCUGCAAGCGCUGGAUGGCUGUUGGACUUGUCGUCUUGAUGCUGAAUGUCGUCCUUACGAUUGCCUUCCUGUGGGGUGGUAUGCUGUUUGUGUCUUCGAUAACUGGCGUCAAAGUGGAUCCCUCCCAGUUUGGCACGCUGGUGAAAGCCGGCAAGGCUGCUCAUGCAAAGCACUAG